ACAGAACAGAGGUUAUGUAUGAAACUCGGAUUUGUGAGUGCAAUUUUGCCGGAGCAAACGUUGACCCAAGUUGUCCAGUUCGCGGCUAAUACCGGCUAUGAUUGCGUUGAAUUGAUGUGUUGGCCCAAAGGAAAGGCGGAACGCCGUUACGCCGGCGUAACGCACGUUGAUGUAGCGGAACUUUCCGAUACAGAGGCGGAUGAAAUCUUACAAUGCGUCUCGGAUGCAGGGGUAACGAUCAGCGGGUUGGGCUACUAUCCCAAUCCACUGACUCCUGACGAGGCAGAAGCCGCUAUCUAUAGCGAACACCUCAAAAAACUGAUUCUGGCGGCGGAACGUCUGUCGGUGGACAUCGUAAACACCUUCAUUGGCAGAGAUCAGACACGCACGAUAGAUGAGAAUUGGCACCGCUUUAAGCAGGUAUGGGAGCCUUUAAUCCAAUUCGCUGCCGACCACGGUAUCCGCAUAGGAAUUGAGAAUUGCCCCAUGUUUUUUACAGAAGACGAAUGGCCCGCUGGGCAAAAUCUCGCCUAUUGUCCCGCAGUUUGGGAACGGAUGUUUGAGGAGAUUCCUUCCCCCAACUUCGGGCUUAACUUCGAUCCAUCCCAUUUUAUAUGGCUCCAGAUGGACUACCUAAAACCGCUCGCCAAUUUCGCCGAUCGCAUCUUCCACGUGCAUGCGAAGGAUGCUCGGUUGGACAAAGCGAAGCUUGACGAGGUAGGCAUCCUCGCAACGCCUCUGUCGUAUCAUACGCCGAAACUGCCGGGAUUAGGGGAUGUCAACUGGGGCAACUUCUUCUCCGUUUUAAGUGAUACAGGGUAUGAUGGGGCAGUCUGCGUUGAAGUAGAAGAUCGGGCUUAUGAGGAAACGUUAGAGGAACGACAGCGUGCUUUAAGCCAAAGCCAUAUCUUCCUGAGACAGUUCAUCGGGUAG
Messenger RNA from Geodia barretti, 933 nucleotides. NCBI's taxonomy places the organism in Eukaryota, Metazoa, Porifera, Demospongiae, Tetractinellida, Geodiidae. The record is from the annotation of a GenBank genome assembly.